UACGUGAUCCUGCUGAUGGCGCUGUACUGGUGCACGGAGGUCCUGCCGCUGGCCGUGACGGCGCUGCUGCCAACCAUCUUGUUUCCUGUGCUCGGCAUCAUGCAGUCCAAAGAUGUGUGCAUGCAGUACCUGCGAGACAGCAACAUGUUGUUUGUGGGCGGGCUGAUGGUGGCGGUGGCCGUGGAGCACUGGAACCUUCACAAGCGCAUCGCACUCAAAGUUCUCCUGGUGGUCGGCGUCAGGCCCGCACUGCUGAUGCUGGGCUUCAUGGGCGUGACGGCCUUCCUGUCCAUGUGGAUCAGCAACACGGCCACGGCCGCCAUGAUGGUCCCCAUCGUACACGCCGUGCUGGAUCAACUGCAUCGCCACGACGACACGGAGGAAGGACGCCUGAAGGGACGUCAAGACGGGGACCCCGGCUCGGCAAAGCAGAGCGCCGUGGUGGUGGGGGUGCCUGACGCGGAGGCUUCCGGAAGGACCGGUCAGUCGAUGGAGGAGGCCGACGCCGUGGACGAAGAGCGCAAGCGCUUGAGCAAAGGCCUGCUGCUGAGUGUGUGUUACGCAGCCAGCAUCGGCGGCAUCGCCACGCUGACGGGAACCGGACCCAACCUGGUUCUGCUGGGCCAGAUGAGCCAGCUGUUCCCCCAGAGCGGCGGCGUCAUCAACUCGGCGUCCUGGUUCGCCUUCGCCUUCCCUACCAUGAUGAUAAUGCUCAUGAUGGCCUGGAUCUUGCUGCAGCAGGUCUUCAUAGGACGCAGCCUGCGAGGGGCGUGGUCCUGUGGUGCGGGGCAGGCGGCGAAGGAGCGAGCGGCGCGCGCCGUGAUCGGCGAGGAGCACCGCCGCCUGGGUCCCAUGACCUACGGCGAGGCCAGCGUGAUGGCGCUCUUCCUCCUCAUGGUGGCGCUGUGGUUCACGCGAGAGCCGCGCUUCGUGGACGGCUGGGCCUCGCGAGUCUUCAACGCCGAAGCAGAGUUCGUCACCGACGCCACUGUCGCCCUGAUGGUGGCGCUCUUGCUGUUCGUUCUGCCGUCCCAGCCCCCCAAAUACCUCUGCUGCUGGAGGCCCAACUCGGACCCAGGUCAGCGACACACACGCACACAUUUUUGCCCCGCCCUUCCUUUGUUGACGUGGAAGGUGGCGCAGGCAAAGAUUCCCUGGAACAUCGUGCUGCUGCUGGGCGGAGGAUUUGCGCUGGCCAAAGGCAGCGAGGAGUCGGGCCUGUCGCGCUGGUUGGGCUCCCAGAUGACGCCGCUUCAUUCCAUCCCGCCGUGGGCCAUCACCGUGGUUCUGUGCCUUCUCACCGCCACCUUCACGGAGUGUGCCAGCAAUGUCGCCACGGCAACGCUACUGCUGCCUAUACUGGCCUCAAUGUCCCAGUCCAUCAGCGUGAAUCCUUUGUAUGUGAUGAUCCCGUGCACCCUGAGCGCCUCCUUCGCCUUCAUGCUGCCCGUGGCCACGCCCCCCAACGCCAUCGUCUUCUCCUCGGGCUACCUCAAAGUGGCUGACAUGGCAAAAACCGGAGUGGUGAUGAACAUCAUCGGCAUCGCGUGCAUCAGCGUGGCCAUCAACACUUGGGGCCGCGUCUUGUUCUCGCUGGACUCCUUCCCCGAGUGGGCCAACGCCACCACGCCCAUUUAGCUCCACAAGCUCCUGACUUGU
This is a messenger RNA of Phycodurus eques (leafy seadragon), 1659 nucleotides long. Its product is annotated as Na(+)/citrate cotransporter-like. Gene Ontology annotation, molecular function: sodium:dicarboxylate symporter activity; succinate transmembrane transporter activity; citrate transmembrane transporter activity. Gene Ontology annotation, cellular component: membrane. The transcript has 11 exons. Bases 16 to 1638 code for a protein of 540 amino acids. The record is from RefSeq and is a predicted model, not a curated record. Gene Ontology annotation, biological process: monoatomic anion transmembrane transport; citrate transport. NCBI's taxonomy places the organism in Eukaryota, Metazoa, Chordata, Actinopteri, Syngnathiformes, Syngnathidae.